Molecule: messenger RNA, 961 nt
Organism: Tripterygium wilfordii
Lineage: Eukaryota; Viridiplantae; Streptophyta; Magnoliopsida; Celastrales; Celastraceae
Exons: 4
Coding region: 27-779 (250 amino acids)
Source: RefSeq, a predicted model, not a curated record
CAUUAUCUAAUCAGGAAUCCGAUGCAAUGGCCUUAAUGACCUUCUCUUCUUCCAGCUUCAACCUUGUGGCUCUCAAUUCGUCUUUCAAGUCUUCGAUAUUCCCUGUCAGCAACAAUGGCUGUAUGGGUCAGAUUCUUCUUCCAUUGAAACCAGCAAUUCACCAACAUCUCUUCAAAACCAGAGCCACCCUUGAUGAGAAGAAGGACCCAGUUCCAGUUCUUGUUGAAGAAGACCAAAUCAACAGAGAGGUUGAAGAGAGCAUUAGAGUACUCAAGAAUGCUGCGAAAACAAGAAAAGUUCCAAAGGAGGAGGUGCUGUCAGCUCUUUCUGUGAUGGAGAAGGCGAAACUUGAUCCUUCUGGGUUUCUUGAUACACUUGGUGGAUCAGAAUCCCCUGGCAGAACCUGGAUGCUUAUUUUCACUGCUGAGAAGCAAUUGAAGGGCGGACGCUACUUCCCUAUCACAGCAGUGCAGAGGUUUGAUGCUGCUGCAAAGAGGAUUGAGAAUGGAGUAUAUUUUGGACCCAUCGGAUGCUUAACAUUUGAAGGCAGAUUAGCAUGGAAUAAGCGAAUACUGGCUUUCAUUUUUGAGCGAAUCCGGAUCAAAUUCGGCCCUUUGGACCCCCUAGAGAUUGGUCUUGGCCAGAAGGAAGAUAGAGAACCAAGCACAAAGAAAGAUCCUUUCUUUAUCUGGUUUUACAUUGAUGAAGAAAUAGCAGUUGCGCGAGGAAGAAGCGGGGGAACUGCAUUCUGGUGCCGUUGUCACCAUAUCACAGCAUGAUUUUCAGACUUCUCGGCUACACACACAACAUGAUAUAGAUUUCAAGAGUGUUAAUGUUCAAUUUAUAUACUUGUGUAGACUUAUGCUUGAUCAUGUACAUUAGAAAAGAUUGUGAAUUGAGAUUGCUGGAUACUCUUAUUAACUGAAGUUCUGUUCUAUCCAACCCAGGUUUGUUGGUUGAA